GACAAGACCGGGUUGCUCGAUUGGCUUGCGGCAAAAAGUUGGUCGCCAGUACGGAAGAUUUCUGAAGAAGAAUAUUUGAAACUCAAGGAGGAUAAGCUAAGAGCAAAGGGCAUAGACACAUCAUUGAUAAAUAGUCAUAAUGAAUUAAACGAUUCCGAUGGGAAAGAUUGA
This is a messenger RNA of Acaulospora morrowiae, 171 nucleotides long. The record is from the annotation of a GenBank genome assembly. Lineage: Eukaryota; Fungi; Glomeromycota; Glomeromycetes; Diversisporales; Acaulosporaceae.